This is a messenger RNA of Pectinophora gossypiella (pink bollworm), 1017 nucleotides long. RefSeq lists its product as uncharacterized. The coding region runs from base 30 to 677 and encodes 215 amino acids. The transcript has 2 exons. NCBI's taxonomy places the organism in Eukaryota, Metazoa, Arthropoda, Insecta, Lepidoptera, Gelechiidae. The record is from RefSeq and is a predicted model, not a curated record.
UGGAGCGCUACAUCAGAACUGCUCUCAACAUGAUUCGCAUCGAAGCCAAUCAUAAGGAUAUGUCGUGGUCUGAUACAUUGUGGAGGUUGCAGUUGGUCUUGAACAUAACAAAACAUAAGACUACGCAAUCUUCUCCCAUGAAUUUGCUUAUAGGUAUUAACGGUGCCACCCCUGUCAUACGUAACCUAGUCCGCGACUUGGCACUAGACAACUCCCCGCCUAAUCGAGCAGCAUGGCGUGAGUUGUGCCGAUCGAGGGCCAGCGAACUGUUGGAGCGAAAUCGUGAGCAGCAAGAUAGACGACUAAACGAGAGACGCCGCCCAGCUCGUGUGUUCCAAGUUGGGGAUCUUGUUUUUGCCAUCAAAUAUUCACAAUCGACGGGAAAGCUAGACCCUGGCAUGAGGGGUCCUUACAAGAUCAUCAAGGUGCUACCUGGAGGACGAUACGAGCUGAAGCUGCUGAGUGGCUCCUACGGAAAAACUACACAAGCAGCAGCCGAGUUCCUGGUACUGUGGCGCGGAGAGUGGUGCCCUGAGUCGUGCGCCGCUUUCUUUGAAAAUAAUGUCGAGGAUGUGGAAAAUUCGGGUGCUGAAACAUCGCAAGCACCCAGGCCUGUGACACCUUUACCAGAUGCUGAGGAGACCAUUGGCAGCGAAGGAACGACGUUGGAUGAUUAGAGAUCAAUUAGAAAGUGCAGUCGAGGACGAUGCAUAGUCAGGAGAAGCCGUAUUAGCAAUUUUAAGUAAUUGGGGUAGGGGUAUGGUAGCCAUUGCUAUAAAAGGCGAGCGUUCUGACAAACAAGUUUCACUUCGUUCUUGGCUCUCCGAUAGUACGCAUCGUGUUCGACGAGUCCUGUGUGGUAUCGUUAUAUUUUUCUUAUAUUUAUUUAGUUACGUGUUAUUCUGUUCCUAAUUAUGUGUCUUAUUGUGUAAUAAAAUUCUUGAUAAGUAAAUUAAUUUUGUUUUGUAAGAUUUGUUUUUUUUAAAUUAAAUCCACUUCUGAAGCUUAUAAUAUUUU